Molecule: messenger RNA, 429 nt
Organism: Racocetra fulgida
Lineage: Eukaryota; Fungi; Glomeromycota; Glomeromycetes; Diversisporales; Gigasporaceae
Source: the annotation of a GenBank genome assembly
AUGUUUGUACCCACUCGAGAAGCUCUUAGGACUGUCCUCCCGCAAGCCUCUAACGAAGAUAUUGAAAAGUACGAUGAACAGCUUAAUAAAGUGGGCAAUUUUGAUCCUGUCCUUAUCAUUUCACCGAAUCACAAUUGGAUAGCUCAAAAUACGUAUCCAAAUUAUCAAACGGUGAUGAAUGCAUUUGCGACUAAUCUUCUCCGACCAAAUAAUCGCAGGGAUGAAAAGUCACUCUACGUAUUCCACUUUUCAACUGUAACUGAACUCUACACCGUACGUGAAAAUAUUUGCAGACUUCACCCCAACGCGUUCUUCGAUCCUAACGCUCAACCUCGACAAGAACCGAUUGGUACCGCUUGGAUACUUACUAAAGUGGGAGCACGUAAAAGUGAUUUUGGUGAAGAUAAUAGGUUCUUUGUCAUCCGUUAG